GAAAUCUUACAAAUAAUAAUGUGGAAUGACAUUUGUUUAACAUAACCUCAAUAUUUACCAAUUAUAAAUUCAAUCAAAUAAUGUGAUUUUAUGAAAAUAAUGGAAGACACAAGUAAUCUUAAAAUAGACAUCGAUAUUCCAUUUCCCAGUGAAAGACUGGCCGAGGUUGCUUACCACRUUCUGCGAGUGGAAAAAGAGCCCAAAAGAGGUGGAGUAACUAAGGAAAUAACAUACAAUAAAAAUAUUUUGCAAGUAAAAUUCACUGCCCAAUUAGCACGCCAGUUGCGAGUCGCCGUCACUAGUUUUUUUGAUAAUUUAAACCUGAUAACUGAAACUAUUGAGUUUGCAGGUGAUCCUGUUAGUUCCACUUAUAGCCAUUUUUAAAAUGCCUGAACAUACACCUGCUCCUACGCCAAGUAGGGCUGUUUAUGGCUUUGCCAUGUUUUUGAGUUUUAGAACAUUUUUCAUUUUGUAUUUAGUUUGGGCAGUACUUCCAGAAGAGUGGUUCAGAUAUGUUGGAAUCACUUGUUUGCCUCAGAGAUAUUGGGCUGUUGCCAUACCUAUUUUUCUCCUAACAGUGUUGGCAAUUUUUGCGUUUGUUAUUUAUCCAAAUUUAGGACUAUUCAUGACGCCUAAUGUUGAUGAUUUAAGGACGAUUAAAGACUCAACGUGUGUCAAAACGAAUAAAGUUAAUUUGCCAUUACCCAAAAAUUCAGAGAUUAAAUGUUCUUGUAAAAAUGAGGAAAGGUGUUUUAAAAAUGACUUUGAGAGGAAUUGUGGCGAUUAUGUUUCAAAAGCAAUCCCAGUGUUACAAGAUCUCAAUAUAUGGGAAGUUUCAGACCACUUGUAUUUCAAGUAAUUUUUUACAAAUUUUAUUGAACAGUAUUUUGAAAAGAAUACAAGAAAAAUAAAGUAUUUCCUAAUUAUA
Molecule: messenger RNA, 928 nt
Organism: Tribolium madens (black flour beetle)
Lineage: Eukaryota; Metazoa; Arthropoda; Insecta; Coleoptera; Tenebrionidae
Product: phosphatidylinositol N-acetylglucosaminyltransferase subunit P-like
Exons: 3
Coding region: 386-859 (157 amino acids)
Cellular component (GO): EKC/KEOPS complex
Source: RefSeq, a predicted model, not a curated record